AAAAUAAUUCAUUCGCGAGAUAUUGUCUCUCAUUGGGAUCUAAAAGAAUACGAAGACAAAACUGCAGUAGUGGUCGGAAUUGGCAAUUCUGGAUGUGAUUCGGCCGUUGAAUUGAGGUUUCUUAUAUCUGCGAUAAGACAUACAUAUCGUUACGAAGCGGUGGUUGGGUUUUGCACAGAGUUGGCCAAAACGGAUGGCCAAUUGACUAUCAAUUUCACACCAGAUUUUUGCACAAAUUGCGGAGUCUUUUCCCGUUUCGACUCAUUUGUUGGUGAUACAGACAUAACCGAAUGUGAUUUAGUAGUGAUGGCUACGGGUUAUGACCACUCGUUUCCGUUUGUCGACAAAAGUCUUUUUGAUCACUCGAGUGAUGAGGCGUUGAAUUUGUAUAAACAGAUAUUUCCCCAGCAAUUGUCGCACUCGAGUCUGGGAUUCAUUGGCGCUCUUCAACCAAAUGGUGGUAUAUUUGCAUUGUUUGAGAUGCAGUCCCGGCUCUACGCUCUCCUUAUGACCGGCAAAUGCCGGUUCCCAUCGCACGACCACAUUGUGGCCGAUAUUGCGCUCACAAAACAACGACGAGACCAACUAUUCAUGAAGUUGGUCUUUGGACCCACUCUUCCCUAUCAGUACAGACUUCGUGGUCCGCAUUCAUGGUGUGGUGCGAGGGAUGCGCUCAUGCAGUCUGACUAUAGGUUAUACCGUGAGAAU
Medioppia subpectinata is the source of this 708-nucleotide messenger RNA. The record is from the annotation of a GenBank genome assembly. NCBI's taxonomy places the organism in Eukaryota, Metazoa, Arthropoda, Arachnida, Sarcoptiformes, Oppiidae.